Labeo rohita (rohu) is the source of this 7049-nucleotide messenger RNA. It is a transcript of the gene arhgef11, whose product is annotated as Rho guanine nucleotide exchange factor (GEF) 11. NCBI's taxonomy places the organism in Eukaryota, Metazoa, Chordata, Actinopteri, Cypriniformes, Cyprinidae. Gene Ontology annotation, molecular function: G protein-coupled receptor binding; guanyl-nucleotide exchange factor activity. Gene Ontology annotation, biological process: intracellular signal transduction; G protein-coupled receptor signaling pathway. Gene Ontology annotation, cellular component: cytoplasm. The transcript has 42 exons. Bases 1324 to 5622 code for a protein of 1432 amino acids. The record is from RefSeq and is a predicted model, not a curated record.
GAGUCUGUUUGCCUUCCUAGUAGCCAAACAUAAACCCAAGGAUGAUGGUAUUAUUCCGGAAUGGCGAACGCUCGAGCAUUGGGAUAACACUACCAUUACAGACCUACAGAUCACACAUUUUUGGGAAGCGAUGAGAGAAUAUCAACGUUAAACGUCCAUACAGCGACAGACAAAUGCGAAAGACGCGACCGGCCAGGAUCCAAAUCGUCACGGAGCCGUCUGCGGAUCAAAUGAAUCUCGCUGGCCAGCAAACGAGCGUGUGCAAGUCGCCAAAAUCCGGACAAUAAUUGCACCCCAAAAACGAAAGCGAUCCGAGGCGGGUUUACCGCACCACGAGUGCAGAAGAUCGCGUCUGGAUUGCGUUGCCGCACAGCGCGUUAGCGUUCAACCGCACGCGCGUGAAGGUGAACGGCCGCGGCCGUCGGAGUCACGCUCGCGUGCGGCGCCCGUCCAUACGCGGCGGCGGGGAUGCGUGCCGUGCGGCCUCGGGUACACUGGAAGCAGCGGGUCUCCAGCGAAUUUGGGGUUUUCGCUGAAAACACCGGGUUGUAUGGCUUGGCGCGUUGCACAUUAUUGUAGGAGGUGUUUGGUGGAGCUGCAGAUGGUGCAUGUGUAAGCAGCUGUAAUUAUCUGACUGUCACCACUGUGAACCUUGCUGCUUAUGAAUUCAUUUAAUGCACUUUAUUCGUCUCCUGUCACUGUGGGUUAUGUGGCUGCACGUAUUAUAUUCUCCAGUCUUUGGUUCCGAGAAGCUCCACUUGCACUGUGUUGAGCUCAGUAGCUCCAAAGACCAGAAUAACCUUGCUAAAAACACUGAGAGCCGUAGGACCAACUGACUGUGAAUCAUCUCGACCCAUUUAUACACUGUAGUGAAGCCACAGAAUUCAGCAGCAAGACUGAUUCUUCUCAUUUGGACCGAGUCCGCAGGCUGUUAAUGUUUUUAAAGCGAUCCUGAAGAGGAAAGAUGAUUCAGUCCUCAGGAAUCUCCAACUUGAAGCGCCAGAGAUAAUACAGAAAUGUAGCGUAUUGAUCCUGCGUGCACCCCCGAGAGAGUCUAGUUGUUAUGACACUACCAAAUACUAAGUACUAAAGGGAUUUCACUGCGUUUAUGUGGACAUUCGGAGUUUGUUUCCUAAAAGGGACGAUGCUGGUAAGGAGGACCACUGCGUUUUCCCAAAAGGAACUUUGACCCCUGAAAGGACAAAACUCACCUCAAGGAGUGGAAAGAGGAAAUACAACUAACCCUACACUAAUGACAUGAUCUCAGACUGACAUAAAAAUCACUACACAAAUAAACGGACAAACCUCGGACCGUUUGCAGCCAUGAGUGUUCGACAUCCGACCUCCACGCUGGACAGUCCUUUUGCUGCUUGGUUGAGCAGUUUGACGUUAGGAGACUCGGAGCGCAGGUCUUCUCCUGGCCAGCAGAGAGAAACGCUGUCUGAUCUCUCCUCAGACAAUGCAGGGACAGGUUUAGUCCAAAGAUGUGUGGUUGUGCAAAGGGACAAUCUGGGGUUUGGCUUCACCGUCUGUGGUGAGAGAAUCAAACUAGUGCAGAAUGUUCGGCCAGGUGGAGCGGCGGUCAAGGCUGGAGUUCAGGAAGGAGACCGAAUCAUUAAGGUCAAUGGUUCAUUGGUUUCCUCCAUGUCUCACCAGGAAGUUGUAAAGAUGAUCAAAUCCGGGACGUAUGUGGCGUUGACUCUUCAGGGCCCGCCUCCUUCAGUCGCGUCUGUCCCGCUUCAGCCCCUCCCUACUGACCUCUUGCCCAAUCACAGGACUGCGCCGGGCGGCGAAGCUCCGCCACCUCCACCAACGCCACCCACAGGAAGCAGCACCCCGACUCAGAGAAUCACAGGACCCAAACCAUUACAGGACCCUGAGGUGCAGAAACACGCCACAGAAAUCCUCCGAAAGAUGCUGGAGCAGGAGGAGGCAGAGCUACAGAACCUUCUGGAGGAACAGUCUCGAAAUCCCUCACCUUCAUUAGAGGAGCGAAUAGAAAGUGCCAAACGAAGAGCCAAUCAAGUACGAGUGAAGAUCCAGCGGGAUGUGGAUGGCACUCGAUCAGAAGCUGUCGCUAACUAUCUCAUAGCCGGAGAAGGUCGGUUAUCGAUGGACUCCAGUGAAGGAGACUUCGAGGUGUGUGAGAGUCCCUUCUCCUCCCCGUCCUCCUUCCUCAGGAACCCUCAGCUCUGCCGGCAGGGAUCCGACACGCACACCUCGGACUCGGGAGGAAAGAUGCAGAUCAUUGGCCCGGAGGAAGAAGAUGAGGAUGAUGGGUAUUCGAUUAAUGAGAUGGACGGGCCAUUUCAGGACAUCGAGCUGCUGAAGAGUCGUCCUGCUCACAUGACGGUGUUCAUGAGAUACGUAUUCAGUCAACUACUGGAUCCAAACCCGCUGUUGUUUUAUCUGUCUGUGGAGGCGUAUCUGGGCUCCAGCACCAAAGACGCCCGUUCACUCGCCCCUCAGAUCUGCUCACACUUCCUGGACCAUGAUGCCCCUCUGAAGAUUAAAGUGCGAGAGGAGUUUCUGACAGAUAUCGAGAAUCGUCUGCACGCACAGGAGGACAUUCGAGGGCCGCUGUCUGAGCUCCAGCAGCAGGUGCUUCCAGACAUUCAAGACCAGCUUCAAGACUACAGGAAUAAGCAGAUGAUGGGUCUGGGCUCUCUGUUUGGAGAGAGCGACCUGCAGCAGUUAGACGGAGACCCUGCGAAAGAGAGACAGGUGGUGGACAAACAGGUGGUGGCGCUGUGGGAGAUCCUGUCAAAACAUGAGGAGGAUAGAAGUUCUCCACUAGCAUCUGCGGUUCAUCUGUAUCUCAGACACUCGGGCAUUAAGCUCAGAGACUCCAAAGUGUUUCCUGGUUUGAUCUCAGAGAAGGAAAAGUGGCUUCCAUUCUUUCCUAAAUCUAAAAAGCUGAGCAGCACGAAACGAGAGAAGGAUGGAGAUGACAAGAAACGAAAUCCCAUCCUGAAGUACAUCGGCAAACCCAGAAGCACGUCUCAGUCCACGUUCCAUGUUCCUUUGUCCCCCACUGAAGUUCGACCCGGCAGCGUGAGAAACAUCAUUCAGCAGUUUGAGAAUAAUUCGGACUCUAUUGAAGACGGUGAUAUUGAGGGACAGAGAUUGUCUUCCAGCAGCUUCGGAGAGGACAGCAUGGACAGUCCGACCAUAUCGGUGCGUUUGGCUCGCAGCGAGUCUUUAAAAGCUCAGGGGGAGGGGCGUCGACGAGGAGGCGGGGCCGGGGCGGAGUCUGUCCCUCGUUCCCGUAGCGAUGUUGACAUGGAGGACUGUGAUGAGAGGGAUGGUCCGGGACUGAGAUCGUUACAUCACAGCGCCUCGUCUUCAGCAUCCAGCAGUUCGGCACGAUCACUGGAGAACCCAACGCCGCCGUACACUCCUCGCUCUCAGCGCAGGAUUGUGGACACUCCGGUGCCUCUGUUACCGGAUGAGGACGUGAUCGACUCGCAGAACUGGCAGGAGACGGUGGAGCCGCACGUGCUGGCGUCGCUUACCUCACGAGAGAUCGACCGUCAGGCCGUCAUCUACGAGUUGUUCACCACAGAAGUGUCUCACCUUCGGACGCUGCGGGUUCUGGAUCUCGUGUUUUAUCAGAAGAUGCAGAGCGUCCUCAGUCCAGAAGAGCUGUCCUGUAUCUUCCUAAACCUGCGUCAGGUCUGCGAACUACACGCGAGCUUAUGUGAGGCCAUGAAGAAGCGCAGGGAAUCACCGAUCGUUCAGGGCAUCGGAGACGUCAUGCUGGCCACAUUCGAGGGAGAGGCUGGAGAGCAGUUUGAGGAGCAGGUGUCUCAUCUGUGCAGUCAGCAGAGUCAAGCGUUGGAGCUCAUCAAGAACAAACAGCGCAAAGACCCUCGAUUCGCACACCUCAUACAGGAAUGUGAGACCAGUCCACACUGCCGGAGGUUACAGCUGAAGGAUCUGCUGGUGGCUGAAAUGCAACGCUUGACUAAAUACCCACUGCUGCUGGACAACAUCAUCAAAUACACAGAAACGUCGUCUCCUGACCUGCAGCUGCUUCAGAGAGCUCAGGCCCGAUGCCGCGGGAUUCUGCAGGCCGUUAACGAGGUCGUCAGGGAGACGGAGCACCGGCAUCGUCUCAGCCAAUACCAGCGCAGGCUGGACCUGACUCCUCUGGAACGGCUGGCCAAUCCCGUCGCUGCGCAGUUCAAGAAUCUGGAUCUCACCACUAAGAGGAUGAUCCACGAGGGGCCGCUCACAUGGAAAGUCAGCAAAGACAAAGCCAUCGAGGUGCAGGCGCUGCUGCUCUCAGAUCUGCUGGUGCUGCUUCAGAGGGGUCCAGACGAGCGUCUCAUCCUGCGUUGUCCAUCACGCUCACUGGGUGGAGGCGGAGCUACAGAUCUCAAAAUCCCAUUCUGCCCAAUCGUACGCCUCGAUUUCGCCCUCGUCCGAUUGGUUGCGACAGACAAUAAAGCGCUGUAUGUGAUCAGCACGUCAGAGAGCCAGAUUUAUGAGCUGGUGGCCGGGACGUCGUCAGAAAAGAACACCUGGAAAGAUCUGCUGGAAAAGACAAUCACUGCAGCCGCUCAAGUAGCAAGAUUGAGCAAACAAGGAUCACCAGCACCGUCAUCAGAUGCGCGUUCAUCCGCCAAUCCAUUAGAUGUGUCGGAGUCGCCCGUGUCUCUGGAGCAGGACUCUGCUAGUGAUGAUGAAUGUGCUCUCACACCUGACACCACACCAACAGAUGGAUCAGACGCACGUCUGCAUGAGGACAGGGAUGGGAUCCAAAAUAAAGCUGGUGUCGCAGAAGCUGCUCUUCAGGAUGUGGAAACCCUCCGACAUCUGAUCUUCAGAGACCUGGAGGAUGGAUGGAGUCAAGAUUCUGAUGACACGCCCACAAAUGAGACAGCCAAUGAAAGGAGUCCUUUCACAGACAGACCGGGAGCGGAGUUGUCUGAUCCCGCCCCCAGCGAGAGUCCCAGCCAAUGGGAGGAGGAGCGUGUAGAAACUCCGCCUAUGGAGGUGCUGCAACCGCCUGUUCAGGUUGUGAGGAAAGUUUUGGGUGCGGGCUGUUCUCUUCCUGACAACAUCACCAAUGAUGUCACCGCCGGCCAAUCCUCUCGGGACGGAGGGAACAUGUUUUAUCUGGUCUUGCCCAAAGAGCAAUCCAGCGCUCACACAGACGAGAGCAGCACAGACGAGCUCAAAGACUCAGACGCGUCUGACAGCAUCCAUCAGACUAAAAACAUGCUCUCAUCGUCCUUCAUCAAUGAGGAAGAGGAACAGGAGACGCCCUGCCUCUCUCCAACCGACCAAUCGCUGACUGAAACAUUAAGUCAAAGGGAACGGCUCUGCCAAUCACAACUGAGCAUCCGACAACAUGUGAUCAAGAACGUUGAUGAGAUCUUUAACACCAUGGAGGAGCUGAUGAGGAAACUGCAGCACCUGAGGGACAUUGAAGCUGAUCACUACAAACUCCUGAAGAAAUUAAAAAAGCCACUUCCUGCGGAUAAAUUGUCAAGCGAUCUCGUCUACGAGUCUCCCAGAGCGGUCCGAAUGCCAUCACUGGACCGCGGAGCAGGAGAUGGUAAAGAGGGCGUCUCCGAACCAGCUCAGCCAGAAAUCCAGUCCACUGGUUUCUGAUGGUUUACACUGGACCUACUGGAGGACUUUCAUCUCACGCACACAGACUCACGCAAACACACGCUCUGCACUCUAUGAUGUAGCCCCUUCCCAGCAUGCCUUGCGCCUGGAAGCACCACCCAGGCUAAAUUAUGUGUUGUUUGUGUCAAUCAGAAUUUCGUGACUCGGGACGGAUGACCCUUCGGCCAGCGCUGAGACAGAAAGGACGAAAAAGAAAGUGGCAAGCGCAUCCCAGAGAGAAAAUGAAAUGUUAUUGGCAAAGAGCGUAACGGCGAAGCGAUGCACGAAGAACAGGAAGCAAAACGCAAGUGGAACAUGAACCAGCGCGGCUGAAGACAUGACUCUGUCCUGCGAAGGAAACCCGGCACUUUACCUGCUGCUCGUCUGUUUCUACUCCAUUCAAACUCACGAAACAGGCGACAUUUCGGUAUAUACAUAUCGUCCGUUAACGGAUGGACGGCAUUGACAAAUUCAGGUUCUUUUGCACUGGGACCCCUGUGGGAAUAAACACGGGGGGCGAAUAAGGACGUCUCACGAAUAUCAUUGUUCGUUCGUUAAUAUCGUAGCUUGUAUUUCAUUGCGUAACACUAUGCGAAAAAGGAAGGAAAACAAAGGUGAAGGUUUUAUUUUGAAGAUAUGUGCUCGAAUAUCGAAUGAACGUUUGUUCGGUUCUACGCACAGUUUAACACUAUCGCACAGUUCGUAACUGGACUCUUGUUUAUAUAUAUAUAUAUAUAUAUAUAUAUCUCGUACAGAAAAAGGGGCGUGUCUAUGAAUUCUGACAUCAUGUCAUGUGACCUGCAAGCUGACACAUUUGUAUUCCGUGUAAAUACUGUGAACUUUUGUCGCUCACUAUUUGCGCUAGUUCAUUCGUAGCUCAACGGGUGCUUGAAACAAAAUGAAGGGAUCGGGAACUCUAAUAAUACAAAAAACGACGCAACUUUACGUUUGAAACACGAGCGUCUUUAUAAGUGUUUAACUUGUAUGCCUAACCUGCCAAAGGAGGAUUGUUACCUCACCUCCUUUAAGUUUGUUUUGUUUCUUAUUUUGUAUUUUAAUAAUUGUUUUGGCGAGUUUAUGUGUGACUGCAGAACGUUUCUAACGCGGAUCGAAUUGGGCGGCGGUUGCUUGUAUGGAUAACUACUGUGUUAACUCAGGUGGAGAAAUGUAGAGGUGAUUUCUCUCGUUAGCUUUAACUCUUUCCCACACAUUUUCGUCUUUGGUUUCCUGCCUCAUUCCUCCAUCGUUCCAAGUUCAUACAUACACGUCAACGGCUCGACGAUUUGUACGCUGCACAACGAAGAAACCCAUACCCGUGCGAACUACUGUACGUAAAUGUUUGUUUUUAUUUUUAUUGACAUUCACUCAUGUAAUAUAGUUGACGGCCUGUUUUAUAUGUUCAUUUCCUGUAAAGCUCUAGUCAUUAC